AUGCUAGGCAGAAUUCUAAAAAUCCCUAUAAGAUGGGGAUACACCUAUCAUCAGGGCAAAAUUGCUGCUUUUGAAGGUAGAGACACUGAAUGGUCUAGAAAAGAUUUAAAAGAAGCCUCAGAGAUCCAUCAAGAAGUCCAGCAGGACCGCACACUGCAAAAACUCAUGCAUGCGUGGAAGCACCCUCUAAAGCUUAAGCAGGAAUAUAAAGCUAGAAGAGUUGAAAGGGAAAGUAAGAUUCCUCCAAUGCCUGAACAGGAGUCUAAGCUGGUUGUACACUCUCAAGUGCCCAUAACUUCGGUAGCCACACCUCGAGAUGACCAGAUUUUCGCUGUAGUUAGACUUGCAGGGCUGCAGUACAAAGUGACCAAAAAUGAUUUAAUUAUUGCUGAAAAAUUACCGUAUGAGGUAGGACAACAAUUCACGUUGGACUCUGUAAUGCUUGUUGGAACUCCUAGCUACACAUUGAUUGGAAGGCCACUUGUAGAAAAAGCUCAAGUUUAUAUGACUGUCGAGGAACAAACUUUAAGCGAAAAACUCAUUGUUUUCAAGAAAAUCAGGAGGAAACAUUAUAAGAAGCAAAAAGGGCACAGGCAGGAAUUAACGAUUUUGAGGGUUGAAAAAAUCGAGCAUGAAGUUGAAGAUAAGCAAGCUUCUCUUUUUAUUCCAGUUAGCUAA
Molecule: messenger RNA, 678 nt
Organism: Blepharisma stoltei
Lineage: Eukaryota; Ciliophora; Heterotrichea; Heterotrichida; Blepharismidae
Source: the annotation of a GenBank genome assembly